Messenger RNA from Paramormyrops kingsleyae, 2772 nucleotides. The record is from RefSeq and is a predicted model, not a curated record. NCBI's taxonomy places the organism in Eukaryota, Metazoa, Chordata, Actinopteri, Osteoglossiformes, Mormyridae.
CAAGUCAGGCGGUCACCUUUUUAGUUCGAAGAACAUUUUUUUUGUAAUAUAAGCGGUAGAAUUAAUGUGUACCGUUCUCCAUUGCCAGAAGAUAUAUCAUACUGUAGCGAUUUGUAUAGUAUGUAUAAAUUGUGAAAAAAAUGCGAAUGGACAGUUAGCACACUAAUGGAACGUGACUGAGGGGCACUGACGUCUGUAGAAAUUCCGUCCAUUCAGCGCACACUACAGUGCGCGUGACGCCCCUAGGCGUGGCCAGUGAAUAAUCCUGUUUCUAAAGCGGAGUCUGUUAACGUUGGACGUGUAGUUGCUAACGCCGUGACGGAAUAUUUUCCAUUUAAUAUGAAGAGGAGCACCAAGAUAUCUACAUUACGGAUAUAAAAAAAAACAUCCCCGCAAUCGUGUCUUCGUGAUCGGGUGGAGCCGUAGAGUAAAUCGUCAGCCGGUAGGGUUGAAAGCAUUGUUGCGAAAAGGAAACAGUAAUUCAGAGUAAACGGUCAGAAAUACUGCGUAGGGUCUGAGCUGAACUACAGUCAUUAGUAACGGUAUUUUUAGGAGAUUUUCCAUAUCUCGCAUUUGAGUUUUUUUUAUUCGACAAAGCAAGUUAUACAACGAUCGUUUUUGUGCGCCGCCCAGGCCCUAAAACCCGCCGUGUAUUGGUCUUAAAGGGAAUCACUCUGUUCACGUGUCCAAAUGUUGCAGCUCUCCGCAUACAAAAGCUUCAACACGAUGGAGAAAGUCCUUCUGGAGCAGGGUUAAGUUCAACAUUUUCGACCGGGGGCGUAAUAAUAGACGAGACACCUGUGAAUUAUUGCAGGGAUUUUGGUGGCUGAGUUGUAUUGUUCUUGUUAGACAGAGGUCAGAAGUUGCCACAUAGGAGACUAGUUGACUGUACACCCUAGAAGGAAUAGUUGCAGUAAGUAAUGGUAGUAAACACGAUCCACUGGUUCAGGAAGGGCUUACGGCUCCACGACAAUCCUUCACUCAGAGAAUCCAUCCAGGGCGCGGACACCGUGCGCUGCGUUUACAUCCUAGAUCCGUGGUUUGCGGGGUCAUCCAACGUUGGCAUCAACAGGUGGAGGUUUUUACUGCAGUGUCUAGAGGACCUGGACACCAGCCUCCGUAAGCUCAACUCACGCCUGUUUGUCAUCCGGGGCCAGCCGACUGAUGUCUUCCCCAGGCUGUUUAAGGAAUGGAACAUUAGCCGCCUGUCGUACGAAUACGACUCGGAGCCGUUUGGGAAGGAGCGCGACGCGGCCAUCAGGAAGCUCGCCAGCGAGGCUGGAGUGGAGGUCACUGUGCGGAUCUCACACACGCUCUACGAUUUGGAUAAGAUCAUCGAGCUGAAUGGAGGGCAGUCGCCCCUGACCUACAAGCGCUUUCAGAGCCUGAUCAGUUGCAUGGAGGCGGUGGAGACUCCAGCGGAGCCCAUCACGGCCGACGUUGUGGCCAAGUGCGCCACGCCCGUGUCAGACGACCAUGACGACAAGUUUGGGGUGCCUUCCCUGGAGGAGCUUGGCUUUAACACGGAGGGUCUCUCCACGGCCGUGUGGCCAGGAGGGGAGACUGAGGCACUCACUCGGCUGGAGAGGCAUCUAGAGAGAAAGGCUUGGGUGGCCAACUUUGAGAGGCCUCGGAUGAAUGCCAACUCCCUGCUGGCCAGCCCCACCGGCCUCAGCCCCUACCUCCGCUUCGGCUGUCUCUCCUGUCGCCUCUUCUACUUCAAGCUGACUGACCUCUACAAGAAGGUGAAGAAGAACAGUUCCCCCCCACUGUCUCUCUACGGCCAACUGCUGUGGCGUGAGUUCUUCUAUGCCGCUGCCACCAACAACCCGCGCUUCGACAAGAUGGAGGGAAACCCCAUCUGCGUGCAGAUUCCUUGGGACCGCAACCCCGAGGCCCUGGCCAAGUGGGCUGAGGGGCGCACCGGCUUCCCCUGGAUCGAUGCCAUUAUGACCCAGCUGCGUCAGGAGGGCUGGAUUCACCACCUGGCCCGGCACGCUGUGGCCUGCUUCCUGACCCGGGGGGACCUGUGGAUCAGCUGGGAAGAGGGCAUGAAGGUGUUCGAGGAGCUGCUGCUGGAUGCCGACUGGAGCGUGAACGCGGGAAGCUGGAUGUGGCUCUCCUGCAGCUCCUUCUUUCAGCAGUUCUUCCACUGCUACUGCCCCGUGGGCUUCGGCCGCCGCACUGACCCCAACGGUGACUACAUCAGACGCUACCUGCCAGUCCUGAGAGGCUUCCCUGCAAAGUACAUCUACGACCCCUGGAAUGCCCCUGAGGGCGUGCAGAAGAUGGCCAAGUGCAUCAUUGGCGUGCACUACCCCAAACCCAUGGUGCAUCACGCGGAGGCCAGCCGGCUCAACAUUGAGCGCAUGAAGCAGAUUUACCAGCAGCUGUCCUGCUACCGUGGCCUGGGGCUCCUGGCGACGGUUCCCUCCACUCCCAGUGGUGGCAACGAUGAGGCCGGUGCUGCCAUGGGGUUUCCCCUCCGCGAGGGAGCUCAGGACAGCGCUGCUCAUGCCGGGUACCAGGUGCCUGUAAACCCUGCAGGAGACUGGUGUGCUGGCAUGCUACCGCCCCCCCAGGGAGAUAACAAGCCGGGCAGCAGCAGCAUGGCGCAGCAAAAUGUUCCUGCAGGACUCAGCAUGUGUUACAAUCAGGAGCGUCCACAAUCACAGACGGCCGGGUCGCAGCCCGGUGAGGAUCUCCGCCCAUUCCAUAUUAGUCCCUGUAUUGUUACCAGCAAUAUUAAGUGAUUCUUCUGUGACCCCCCCC